This is a messenger RNA of Aureobasidium pullulans EXF-150, 2233 nucleotides long. RefSeq lists its product as uncharacterized. The coding region runs from base 1 to 2175 and encodes 724 amino acids. The record is from RefSeq and is a predicted model, not a curated record. Gene Ontology annotation, molecular function: protein binding. The transcript is spliced from 2 exons. NCBI's taxonomy places the organism in Eukaryota, Fungi, Ascomycota, Dothideomycetes, Dothideales, Saccotheciaceae.
AUGCGAGACAGUCGAGGUCAUCUCAACCGCAGAAGUACGAGAGUGCUAGAAGUCUUCUGGUACAACAAUGAGCAUGUGAGAGAUGGGAAGGAUGCGAAGCGGAAGCCAGAAGAGCCCACCAGGACGAAACGUAGUCUCACCCGUGCAGAUGUUCAAAAGGCCUAUUACCAGCGCUGGUCGACCUCCCAAGCCCUAGUCAAGUCUCGCUGGACUGUCGCCAAGGGCGACCAGAAAGUCAGGACCAAGUGGUCUCCGCUUGGAAGGCCCGUUAGGAGAAAAGCUCGCGAGGAAGGUGCUGAAAACAAGGAUGAAAUCGUCUUCUCUGCCGACGGCAAUGCCUUGUACUGGAACCACCAUUUUGCAAAACUAAACGCUCGACACGAUACUGCUUUGACCCAUGAUUUCACUCCUAGGACGACACCCAAUCUCAUCUUUCUCUCCCGGAAAUGGGCUACCCGGAUACUCAGUGCCAAGAAGUUUGGAGACCUCGAAGAGAUGGCUACACUGCUUGGGAGGGAUUGGAGAAGGAAGUGGAUGCAUGCUUUGCUAUGGACAAUGGCCAACUCGAUCGAUGACACUAUCCGCCUACUGGAGAUCACCCAUCUUUCACCAUACUUGCCUGCUGCUUACAUUACCGAUGCCUUGGCCUUUGUUGUUCAACAUCACGCCAAACAUUCAAUCUCCGACGACACUCGUAAACACUUAGUUCACGUCAUUUGCACCAUAAUGGAACGUCCGGGUACUACUCCUCUCCAAAUCACUGGCAACACUCUCCGCAGACUGCUACAACUCUGUACUGAGGACGAGAUUUCGCGACUGUUUGAGAGUGUCGUUCUUAGCGGCACACUCUUGCACUGGAAUACUCGUCUGCACUAUUCUACAUAUUUGGCCCAUCAUGGCCGAUUUGACCAGGCUUUAGACAUGCUCCUCGAUGCCGUCUCUGAUGGGGCCGACGUUGGGUCUAGGCAGUUCGAGAGUUGUUGCGCCACCAUUCUUCGAAAAGCCGCUGAUCAACCUGAUGGCCUCCGUGUCAGUCUUCGUCUGGUUCAAAACUUAUCUGACAUAGGCGUAACACUCAACGUCCAACUUUGCAAUAUCGUCAUGCUUAAUGCAGUCGAGGCCAACGACUUGAAGACGGCUUUCAGCAUCUAUCAUUCGCUGGUGGACAAUGACCUACAUGCCGAUGAGUACACGCAUGCUAUUCUUCUCAAGGGCUGCAAGACUGUGAUUGAGAAUUCGGAAACUCUCAAUACCACUAUUCGUCAGGCUAUAGCCGAUGUCGAGGUGCGGAAUUUGAACGUUGUAGCAACCGAGAUUGUACACUGUCUCUGCCUACAUCACUUCCAAAUUGAUCCCGAAAACGCCUUCACUACAGUCUCAGAGGCCUACACUCAACUGUUCGAUACAGAAGCUCUCGUCAACCUUGGAAUAUUGCCUCAGAGGUACGAGAACAAAUCUAUGAACAGGAUGAAGCCCACUAUACCCGUCCUUGGUAUCAUGGUAGCAGCACACCUUCAAAAUAUCGUCCAAUCACAAAGUCGUAAUAUUGGCCACAUUCACGAGUUGUAUAGACGAUGGCGAAGUCUUGUGGAGCAUGAUGUCCGUCCUCAUGGACAUACGGCCAACAAAGAUUACAUCUUCAACUCCUUCUUGAUGGCAUUUGUCCAAGACCCGACUGGUCUCUCAUACGCCGCCGAGGUCAUUCGUGACAUGCAAACGCCCUUACCCAACAACCGUUCACAAGCAAAACCGAGUGUGCGGACGUGGUCAAUCUUCUUGCACGGAUUUGCUAAACAUGGCAAGAUGGAACUCGCAGAGCAGGUGCUCACAUAUAUGCGCGAGAAGAACAUGAAGCCGAAUGAGGUCACGUGGAAUUCACUGAUCGGAGGAUAUGCUAGACUCGGCAAAUCGAACGAGACGGUGGAGACAUUUGUCCGUAUGCGAGACGAGGGCUUCGAGGCUGAUACGGUGACGCAACGUCAUUUCGGCAAGAUCAAGCUCGACAGUGUCAGAGCUAGUGCUUGGGGCAGUAGCGAGCAGAAGAAAGAGUCAGAGCAACAGGCAGAGAGCAAGGAAGCCCAUGGGCAACAACAAAUUGUUGAUGAACAAAGGGUUGAUGAUAAGGCUGACAGCACGAACGAGCUUGUUGAUGGUGUGUACACGCUGAGCGUAUAGAGCUCGAAUGUAAGUAGUAAGAAUAAUCUUUGUACAUAUAGAAAGAACUUCCCCCACU